AUCAUAACAAACCAUCACCAUCGUCUUCUUCUCCACCACACGCUUUCGUUACUAUCAGAUUCUCAAUCUGUUGCAAAUGUCGAAGAGCAACGGAGCUCGCAGCUGUUUAGGCUCGAUGGACGAUAUCCGCCGAGUCUUUCAGCGAUUCGACAAAAACGGAGACGGGAAAAUCUCCGUCGACGAGCUCAAGGAAGUGAUCCGCGCGCUCAGCCCCAACGCGUCGCCGGAGGAAACGGUGAAGAUGAUGAAACAGUUCGAUCUCGACGGGAACGGAUUCAUCGACAUGGACGAGUUCGUCUCUCUUUUCCAGAUCGGAGUGAACCAAGGAGGAGGAGGAAACAGCAAAAACGAUCUGAAGGAAGCGUUCGAGCUGUACGAUCUGGAUGGGAACGGGCGGAUCUCGGCGAAGGAGCUUCACUCCGUGAUGAAGAAUCUGGGGGAGAAGUGUUCGGUUCAGGAUUGCAGGAAGAUGAUUAGCAAAGUUGAUACCGAUGGUGACGGUUGCGUUAACUUCGAGGAGUUUAAGCUGAUGAUGAACAACGGCGGCGCUUGAUGAUCGUAUUUUAGGGAUUGUGUUUGUAUAGAGGAAUCUAGAAAGUUCUAUUAAUGUAUCUGUUUAGUGACGGCGAUUUAUAUUUUAGACUGCUUUCCUUUGAAGUUUUGUUUUGACUCAUGAUGACACAAAACUUUAGUGAUUGCAAAAGUGUAACAACGUCGAUCAUUUUCACUUCUUCACUGUUAAGAUUGUUCUGAUGGGCCUUACUUCUACCUUUUCA
Molecule: messenger RNA, 776 nt
Organism: Brassica oleracea var. oleracea
Lineage: Eukaryota; Viridiplantae; Streptophyta; Magnoliopsida; Brassicales; Brassicaceae
Product: calcium-binding protein CML24
Exons: 1
Coding region: 77-553 (158 amino acids)
Molecular function (GO): calcium ion binding
Source: RefSeq, a predicted model, not a curated record